Penaeus vannamei (Pacific white shrimp) is the source of this 2837-nucleotide messenger RNA. The record is from RefSeq and is a predicted model, not a curated record. NCBI's taxonomy places the organism in Eukaryota, Metazoa, Arthropoda, Malacostraca, Decapoda, Penaeidae.
ACGAACGACUGUUUGUUUACAUCACGAUGACGGAGUUGAUUUCCUGGAUUCUCUAAAUCGUCAAUAUUCAACGCUCUGAGUGGAAGACAUUGAGAUACAUAAAAGAUGCUGUCCCCAAAUGUACCUGAAUUCGUUCCAAGAGGAAUGCAACCUACAGGCCCAACUAGAGGAUAUGAGCGUACUUUUCCAGCUGCAGUUGAAAGGCACCACGCAAGCCAGAGCUCCAUUCAAACAAACAGGGCAGAGAGAAGGGAGGAAGAUGGACAGAGGAAACGAGUACAUAAUACCUCGUUAGUAGAACCAGAUAGAAGAGAUUUAAAAGAGUCCUUUGGUGGUAAGAAGGUGGGAAGCUCGAACAGAGGCAGGCAUGGGUCAUACAGUUCUUACUCAAGAGAUAAAGACAGUCUUCGAAGCUAUGACAACUGGAGGCAGAGAGCGGAUGAGAAUCCAUCUGACAGACAGGGUUCUUAUUUCAAAAGCACAAGGAGACCCACCAAAGAUGAGCCAGAAGGAGACAGCAAUAAAAGCAGGGGUCAGCAUGGAAAGCAGCGUCCCUGGAGACAGAAAGGUGAAAGUCAAGAAAGGGAGAAUGUCCUGAAUAAAGAAGGAAAGAAGGCUGCAGGGAGAGGAAAGAACAUAGCCUUAGGGCCAACCCCUGCCACAGUGACCCAGUCCCCUUCGUAUCGCAAACCAGGUGUCAGUUAUGGCAAAAUCCUUACUGGUGAUUUUGCUUGGGGUGGAAAGGCUGCACCGGUUGGAGAUGGACAUAAUCACCGGAGAAACUCUAAUGACUUGGGCCUGACCUCAAAUGCCCAGCAAGAGCAAUGGCCGUCCCUCCCAGGUUUCCAUACCAAGACACUGGCAAAGGGAGAGAGGGUAGAGGCCGAAAGUCCCAAAGGUAGAGUGUAUUCUCUUGCACAGGAAGGAGCUAUGGUAGACAGCAUGAAAGAUCCAAAUACAAAAGAGAGUAAUAAAAGUUGGAAGGAGGGAGGAGAAGCAACCAGGGGAGAAAAGGAAGAAUUGUCAAAGGGAAAAUCGACAACUUGUUAUGAGAAAAAAGUUAGUGAAAAGGGAGACAAGAGACAAUCAGAAAAUGCUACUGGCUGUGAGAUUAGAAGAAAUGAGAAUACAUUAAAGGAGGGUCAUACGGGCCAAAGACAGGAUUCACUGGAUAUAAAGCCAGUUCCUAGAGAAGGAGAGAAAAAAUAUAGAAACAGAUCUCCAAAAGGAAAAGACACAGAUAACAAACAGUCUGCAGAAAAGGAAGGAGAUGGGAACUUUGAAUGGCAGGUUAAAAGAGAUCGUCGGAAACAAGUGAAAACUCAGGAAGAGACAACAAAGUUGAGUGUUUUAGUGCAACAGCAGAAAGGAGAGAAAAAUAGGAAAGGCAAAGCUGAUGUCAACCCUAGUUUUGCAAAGGGGAAAGCAGUAUCUAAGAGUGAAACCAAGUCAACAAAUAAACACACUAUGAAAAAUAAACCUCUUGCAGUUGCAUCAUCGGCUGACAAACUUAGCUGGAAAAUGAAGCAAAAUUCUCCAGGGCAACAAGAUCAGUCAGCAAAGGAAAGAACUGGUUCUUUGUCACUUCCUGAUAAAGCUUCUGCCAAGAGUAAAAGUUCUGUGCCAGUAGAUGCUAAGAAGGCCAUCGCUUCAGAAGAAAAGUCAUCAAAGCUGAAAGCAAAGAAACUUAAAAAGAAGGAAGAGAAGAUGAAAAUAAGAGAGCAACAGAUCCGGAAAGCUCAGGAGAUGAUGAAGAAAGACUCAAAGCUUUCCAUGAUAACAAAGGCCUUCUUAGAAUCAGCCGCCUAUACUGGCAGUGGUGGACAGACGUCAAUAAUGGAAAAAACAGCUGGCCAGGGCCUCUUGGAGAAUUUCCCCAGUUUGGGUGAACAGAGGUCAAAUAAUGUAAAAAGAAAUGACAAAGGUAAUGCAGCCCCUCCUGUUACUAGUAAAAGUGGUUCUCAUGAGCAGAGGAAGAAACCGAAAGACCCAUCAGUUCCUCCAGCAAACCAAGCCAGUGGUAACAGGGCAGCCAGUGGAAGUGCGACAACCACUUCUGUUUCAAGCUACUCUGGGGUGCUCUUAGCCUCUCCCAGGAGAGUAGUAGAAUCUCAGUCUCAAGCUGCAGACGAGAGCCAGGGCGAGGCAAAGAAUGUGGUUGCACAGAAGAAAAAGGUGAAAACUAAGGACCGCAUUGAACUGGACCUCAUGUUUGCAGCACUUGAGUCCAAGAAGAGAAAAGAAAAGGAGCUUUCUGAUAAAGUCCUCAUGAUGGAGUUGCAUCCUGGAUUGGAGAAGCCCAAGAGAGGUAUGGAAACUCAUACAGUUGUCAAAGGCUCGAAAAAUGCCUUUGCUGGUCAUCUCAGAGCCAAGGCUAAAGGCACUGCCCCAGCGACAACGCUUUUCCGAGGCUUCCAGCGCGAAGGGAGGGAGCAUAAGUACCUGUCACCGCUCAAGAAACGGAUGAAGAAAGCCCGACUGCAGGAAGCUGAGACGUUGCUGGCCAUUGUUAGAGAAGCGAAAAAAGCCCAGGAGAGGCUGAUCCAGGAAUCCCUCGCUCAGUCGACUGAGACCAGUGUGGAAGAUGAGGGGAGGAGCCUGUCUAAGUCACCGCAGUUGUUACCAUCCUCCUCCCCAGCAAUCCCGAAAGAUAGCGAUGAUAUAAAUGAGAAAAGAGAUUCGAAUGAUGCUAAUGGGUGUGACGGGGAAGGUGGUUCUAAUGCUCUUGCAGGAGAGGAACAACUCAAGAUUGAUUCACUGAAUGGAAGUGAAGGAGCACAGUCUACUGCAAAGUUGAGUGUGGAUGGAACGGAGGAGUCAGCUGUGGCAGUUGCUGA